UUUCGAAACAAAAGUUUAUUGCAUAUUUAUUUCUUUUCCUCACCAAUUCUGACGUUGCAAUGUAGGCACGUUACCGAUCAUUUUUGGGUGUUCGGUUCCCUAGAAGGCCUAUAUUCACCCAUAUUAUGUAUACAGUUUUAAAUCAAUCUACUUAUAAUAACAAAUAUUAUUGAACACUCUACAUGUAUUUAUUUCAACAAAACCAAUCAAUGUAAAAAAUCAGGUACAAUUCAGGACCAACAAUAAUAAUAAUCAAAAAUAAGUACUAAGUGCUAAAUAGCAUUAACAAAUGUAAUAAAAAUAUUCUUAAAGUUAUAAAUUUUAAAACAUAACACGGCAACACACUAUAGCAGAUUUGAGGCAUUUCGACGUUUUAGUAGUAGAAUAGUAGUAGACAACCCGUACCAAAUGUGUCAUUAGUAGUUUAUAGAUUUAUACAAUGUUCGCUCUGGAGUCUAGCAUGAUGUGAUCAAUUCUCCUUAAUACAGUUCUUUAUACAGGGGCAACGAGGGUAUAAGCUGUCUAUUAGUUAGAGGGUAUUUUUAAAACAUUGCAACCGCUGUGGGAGUGUGAAAAAUUAAAAAUUAAAAAAUAUGAUAAAUACUGGUCAACUAGUUUUUAAUAGAGACCCAAAAAGCUAAGAAAUCAUUUUUAAAGUGCAUUUUUUAUUUAAUCUCAGUUACUAUUGCGGUCGUCUUUAAUGUCGAGUGGUGAUAAGUCAAAUAAGAAUCCAUAAAGAAUAUUUUGUACAUACAAUACAUGUGCAUAUAUACAUAUUACAUUUAGAUUAAAAUGAUAUACCAAGAGUUUUUUCUGUCCAUUAUAAUUCUGCAUUCGGUUUCAUGGAACAUAGUCAUGGUAGACGGAGCUAAAAUUCUUGGUUUAUUUGCACACCCCAGUGAAAGCCAUUUCGAAGUAAUGCAAAGUUUAAUGUUGGAAUUAGCAAAACGUGAGCACAAUGUUACCGUUUAUAGCAGUCACCGCCUGAAUGAACGUAUAGAAAAUCUACGAGAAAUAAUUGUUGAGCCGGAAUUUCCUUUUUGGAAGCAAUUUUUAGAAGUAACGGGUAGCCAAGCAGGAGGCCUCCUUAAAGCAAACGAACUAACCGAAAGGGCAAUGCAAAAGUCACUGGCCACUACGGGUGCCAGCGCGGUUAAUUACUUCUUGUCAAAUGAAGCCGUAAAGAAAUUGCUUAAUUUGCCUGUCAAUGAGUUUGAUUAUGAUUUGAUAAUUGUGGAUUUAUUCUACACCGAGGCUUUGCUAGCAGUGGGACAUUUUUACAACAAGCCUACAAUUGCUAUUUUAAACACGAAUUUUGAGAAUUACAUGGAUCGUGUGUUAGAGCAAAUGGUACCGGCCGCCUGUUCACCUAUAUGUUAUGAGGCUUACAAACCAGAGGCCGGUUAUUGGAAUCGAUUAGGGGUCAUUCGUUACUGUUUGUCACGAAGAAAACAAUUUAUUAAAGACAAUUGGGGCGCACAAGAAUCGGUGAUCCGAAAACAUUUUUCACAAUUUAAAGGCGUGAGCGAACUUAACAUCGGUACGUUGCAGGCUGAGUUGGCAGUCUUGCUGCUCAACAGUCACGUCCCAUUGUUAACACCUCGACCGCUGCUAUUAAAUACCGUAGCUGCCGGUGGUAUGCACAUACGACCACCACGUGAAUUACCUUGGUCACUUCGUCGCUUCUUGGAUGAAUCGCGAGCAGGCGUCGUCUACAUGAACCUUGGCAAUGAACAACUCUGUACAGACGUACCAAAACACAUAAUGCAGUUACUCCUAAAUACACUGGGCAAACGAAAAGAACGUGUGGUGUGGACUUGUCACGAUCACACGGCGUUGAAGAAUUUACCUACCAAUAUAAUGGUCCAACAUGCAGUAGCACAAGCAGAUAUUUUGGCACAUCCUCAUGUGCAUAUAUUUCUUAUGAAUGGUGAAUUACUUAGUAUGCAGGAAAGCAUAAUGCGACAUGUGCCUAUGAUUGGUGUGCCUAUAUUUCGCAAUGAAGUGCGCAACGUGGAAUUAGCAGUGCGACUCGGUAUUGGAAUUCAUCUGAACCACAAUAACUUGACGGAGACGGCACUCAAUUGGGCGAUGCAGACCAUCAAAGAAGACAGCACAUAUCAGUUGAAAAUUCGUCAGGUGGCCACUACCUUCCGUGAUCGGCCGUUAGGUGCUGUGGAAACGUGCAUGUACUGGAUGGACUAUGUAUUACGUCAUCAGAACGGAGCAGUUUUGAAAACUCUUGGUGUGAGCAUACCUUCCAGUCAAUUACAUCUUUUUGACUUAUUUAUUUUCUAUUUUGCCAUUGCACUAUUAAGUGUAGGCAUGCUAGCUGCUGCCUUUUAUGGUAUAAUAAUAUUGAUGAGAAAACGUGAAAUAGGAAAAAUGUACUCAAAACAAAGUUAAUAUAUUGAAUUGCAUAAAAUACAAAACAAAUUUGUUCUUUGUUGAAUUGAUCUUUUAUUAUCGGCCACUGUUUUGCGUCGGUGACUGUUUGUGCCGUAAUGACAACAAUACAUACGUAAUAAUGUUAUAAACCAAUCAGUGAGUAGCUAUUUAUAAAAAACUAUGUUACGAUCUGGGUUGCUAUUAAUACUUAACGGUAAAAAAAAGUCGUAGUCAUCGACUAGGAGUCGCUUCUAAUCGAUUCAAGACUGGCUCAGAUUCAGAUAGAUUAUAAAAAGUCUGACUUAUACUCUUUUGAAAUACUACGAUUACCGAUUAGGCUGUAUUUUCGUAGCGUCGUUUUUAAAUAAAAUAGGCUAAAUCGAAAAAAUAUAAAAUGAGUGUGUUUAGAACAUAUAGAAGUAGUUAAAGAUUUCAUAUGAGUGGUAAUUGUACAGAAAGUGUAUAAUUUAAUGCCACAUAUAGUGCAUAAUAUGAAAUAAAUUAAAAUAAUAUUUUAAGUCGCUAAUAGGCCUUGUUGCCAAUUCUUCUUUCUGAAGGGGACAUCAGACAAAUUCUUCAAUUUCUGAUUUUUAGCAUCGUCGUGAACACCCUACAAGAUGGUGGUAACCAAUUCACUAACACACUUGUAAAAUUUCACUUCUUACACCACUACAUAUUUAAAACUAACUUUUUCCUUUUAAAUGGAAAACUCUGUUAUAAGAGGAGCAACAUUCAUCAUGCAAAAAUUUUGAAUGCGAAAGAAUGCGAGUCACAUACCAUUUUCCAUCAACAAUGACCGACAUUAUUUGGAAAAUUUGUUUGAGAGGAAAACUCUUAAUGCGCUGCCCGAGCGGGAAAUCGAGUGAUUUUGCAGCGCUCCACACUUUGCACGAAGUACAUAUAUAUGUAGCGGAGGAGUUCCAUCUGUCAGCCGAGGCGUUCGAAUGGUUGAUAGGUGAUAUUGAAACGUGUUUUCAGCAGGCAUUAGCUAACCUUGGCGAAAAAGUGGGUGCUCUGGUUGCGCAGAGUUUGGGUGAACACGCUACACAGAUGACACUCAACACUUUCCAUUUCGCUGGUGUGUCCGUCAAAUAACGUUUCAUUGGGUGUGCAAGGUCUAAAGGAAAUCAUUACUAUAUCCAAGAAAUCAAGAACUCUCUAACAGAAAUGAAUGCUGUACUGAAGUUCUACAGCUUGUACGUAAACUAUCGUGCUUUGGGCUUGUGUGAGGUAAUGACAACUUACAAUUAAAUUAUAUAACUCUUCCAGAUGUAUAAUAAUAUAUGUAUAAGUAUGAAUAAUUUCAUCGUAACUGGCCAAUGUUGUAAAUUUCUAUGUUCAAUAUGUAUAUACAUUUACAAUAUAUAUUGGAAUUUUUAUUAAAAA
Molecule: messenger RNA, 3774 nt
Organism: Bactrocera oleae (olive fruit fly)
Lineage: Eukaryota; Metazoa; Arthropoda; Insecta; Diptera; Tephritidae
Gene: Ugt317A1
Product: UDP-glycosyltransferase family 317 member A1
Molecular function (GO): UDP-glycosyltransferase activity
Source: RefSeq, a predicted model, not a curated record